GCUGGAGCCCCAGCAGCAGCAGCAGCAGUAGAGUCCGAGCAGCUCCAGCACUUUAACACCACCGACAGGGAAACAUGGAUUACCGCCGGAUACAGAGGGUCCUGUGCGUCAGUGUAUUUAUCAGCUGUAUAUGUGUUUCUCUGCAGAGUAAAGAAGAGGUGCUGUUGGACAUGGUGGCGUCCGGUGGGGAGCUGGGCUGGCUGACCUGGCCAGAUGAGCAAGGAUGGGAGAUCGCCCAGCAGGCUGUGAAUGGCUCCUUGCUCUAUAAUUACUUCAUCUGCAAUGUGGAGGCUCGAGAACAAGACAACUGGCUGCGCACCACCUUCAUACAGCGCCACCCAAAAGCCACCCGGGUGUUUGUGGAGAUCCGCUUUGUAGUGCGCGACUGCAACAGCUUCAACGCAGACUCUCUGACCUGCAAGGAGACCUUUAACCUGUACACGUCUGAAGCUGAUGCUGACAUCGGCACCAACUUCCGCAAAGGCCAGUUCCGUAAGGUGGCCACCAUUGCACCGGACGAGAUCUCCGGCCGUGGAGACAUGCAGGUCAACGUGGAGACUCGAGUGGUGGACAAUCUGUCCCGGAAGGGUUUUUACCUGGCCUUCCAGGACAUUGGAGCCUGUGUGGCUAUCUACUCAGUCAGGGUUUACUAUAAAACCUGUCCAGCCACGGUGAAGAGCUUGGCAGUGUUCCCCGAGACAGUGGCAGGGGGGGAUAACCAGGCCCUGCAGGAGGUGGCUGGGGCUUGUGUGGAAAAUGCUAUGAGCGAGGACCAACCACGCAUUUACUGCACUGCGGACGGCGAGUGGGUGGUGCCAGUGGGCCAGUGCCAGUGCCGCCCUGGAUAUGAAGCUAUGAACGAUUCGUGCCAAGAGUGUAAGUCAGGCUUCUUUAAAGCCUCGUUGUCCAGUGAGAAGUGUAAGCAAUGUCCGAAGAACACGCAGCCCUCCAGUCAGGGUGCUCUGAGCUGUCCCUGCCUGCAGAGAUUCUACCGGGCUCCAGAUGACCCCUUGACAACUGCCUGCUCAGGUUUACCUUCAGCUCCCCAAAAGCUGGUGGCCACCACAGCCCAGAUGGCCGUAGGCAAGCUUCAGCUGUCCUGGGCUCCCCCAGCAGACACCGGCGGGCGCACCGAUAUCACCUACAGCGUGGUGUGUGAGCGCUGCGAGGACGAUGUGUGUCAGCCUUGUGGAGAGAAGGUGCGCUAUGAGCCCAACAACACCGGCCUGAAGGAGACCACUGUUACCAUCAGUGAGCUGGAGCCACACCUGAACUACACCUUCACAGUGGAGGCUCGCAGUGGUGUGUCUCAGAGCAGCUCUCAGAGAGCCACCAGCACCAUCCACACCGCCCUGCACUACACAGACCCUCCUAAGGUGACAGCAAUGCACCUGGUGAAGAGCAGCCCUACGAGUCUGUCCCUGUCCUGGUCCGUGUCUCGCCGGGCCAAUCCCAGCGCCACCCGCUACGAGCUAAUGUAUCGUAAAAAGGAGAAAAACGAGGAAAAGAUCAACACCCAGGUGACGACCUACACCGUGCUGGUGCUGGAGAAGGACUCUGUACAGAUCAUCGACCUCGCUCCCUCCACGGCCUAUCUGUUUAAAGUCCAGGCUCUCGGUCCGGAAGGGAACCCAGGCAGCUACAGUAUGGAGCAGGAGUUCUCAACACAGCCUGAAGUUCCUCCCAGCCAGGGAAACACGGCCGUGAUUCUCGGAGCUGCAGUGGGAGGAGGAGUCAUGCUCUUCAUUGUGGUGGUGGUUCUGCUCCUGCACAAACGCCGAAAAAACUCUCACACAAGGCAAGGGCCGGAGGACGCCUACUUCUCCAGCCCAGAGCAACUGAAGCCCCUGAAGACUUAUGUAGAUCCUCACACAUAUGAAGACCCCAACACGGCUGUGAUGAAGUUCGCCAGUGAGAUUCAUCCCAGCCACAUCACUAAACAGAAAGUGAUUGGAGCAGGUGAGUUUGGAGAGGUUUAUCGAGGCAUCUUGAAGGCUCCUGGACGGAAAGAAGCAGCAGUUGCCAUUAAGACGCUCAAGCCGGGCUACACCGAGAAGCAGAGGCAGGACUUCCUGAGCGAGGCCAGCAUCAUGGGCCAGUUCUCCCAUCAGAAUAUUAUUCGUCUGGAAGGAGUGGUGACCAAAUUCAAGCAUGCCAUGAUCAUCACUGAGUUCAUGGAGAAUGGUGCACUGGAUAAAUAUCUGAGGGACCAUGAUGGAGAAAUGCCCUCAUUCCAGCUGGUGGGCAUGCUCCGCGGUAUUGCGGCCGGUAUGAAGUACCUCUCAGACAUGAGCUACGUUCACAGAGACCUGGCCGCCCGCAACAUCCUGGUCAACUGUAACAUGGAGUGCAAAGUGUCCGACUUCGGUCUGUCCCGAGUUCUGGAGGACGACCCCGAGGGCACCUACACCACUAGUGGAGGCAAAAUUCCCAUCCGCUGGACCGCUCCAGAGGCCAUCGCUUAUAGGAAGUUUACCUCAGCCAGUGAUGUGUGGAGCUUUGGCAUAGUCAUGUGGGAGGUGAUGGCCUUCGGGGAGAGACCCUACUGGGACAUGAGCAACCACGAGGUGAUGAAAGCCAUUAAUGAGGCUUUUCGGCUCCCCGCUCCGAUGGACUGCCCCUCAGCUGUGUACCAGCUCAUGCUGCAGUGCUGGCUCCAGGACCGCUCCAAACGGCCUCGCUUCCAGGACAUCGUCAGCCUGCUGGAUAAACUCCUCAAAAGUCCAGACUCUCUCAAGGCCAUUGCAGACUUCGACCCUCGAGUGUCCAUUCGGCUCCCCAGCACCAGCGGCUCCGAUGGCUCUCCCUUCAGGACUGUGUCUGAGUGGCUGGAGUCCAUCAAGAUGAGUCAGUACAGUGAAAACUUCAGCAUGGCUGGCAUCGUCAGCAUGGAGCAGGUGCUGCAGAUGAAGAGCGAGGAUAUCCGUAACAUCGGAGUCCGUCUGCCGGGUCACUUGAAGAGAAUUGCCUACAGCAUCCUGGGACUUAAGGACCAGACCAGCACCCUGAGUGUAUUUGCAGUGUGAAGAACUCCCAGAAUCUCUGGGGCUCGCCAAGAGGACCAGAACUCUCUGAGUAGCUGCUGGUGAACAGAACUCUAAGCUGCGCUGGGCCUGGGCUGCAGGGACGGCCUUUCACCCAGGCAGGCAUCACCCUCCAGACAUGCUAGACAGACUCUCAUAGUGAUGGAGACUUGUAGCAGAUUUGAUAUGCUCAAUAUCAAAACGAAGGGGAUGCAUAAGUCAACAACAACAAAAAAAAAAAGGAUUACCUUUUUUUAAGUUUAAAAAGCUAAAUGAUGUAUCAGUCGAAACGUGUACAUUAGAAAUAUAUUUUUACAACACACUUUUUUUUUAUUUUUCUGAAAGAAAAUAGUUACACUUCUUCUUAAGCUUUAUAAUAGUAAUUUUUCUACGUUUUUUGUUUUGUUUCGUUUUGUUUAAUGUGCAUGCUUACUAAGUUGCCAGCAAAUGAUCAUUCUGCUCUGAUCUUGUAGCAAAAAACGUUGAAUAUAUAUAUAAUUCUUCUUUGGGAAGUGUAGCACGAAUUAGAGAAAGGUCUUUUAUAGAGCUGCAAGAUAUAAAUCAUAUUUAUAUCGGUAUUGCGAUAUGGGUUUAAUGAUGCAUAUGCAAGAGCUGCAAUAACAUUGUGAAUAAUAGCAACAAUUAUUUUGCAUAAACAGCAAUGCUUUUUGAAUUAUAGCAGCAUAGCAAGCUACACAAAAACACUUUGCUUCAUUGCAGAUAAGAAAAGAGAAAAGGGACGUUUAUCUGACGUUAGUCUUCAGUAGCAGAGAGUGGAAAUAAUGGUUGUAGCUCGGUCAGUCUAUGACAUUGUCUUAUAAACUGCAGGACAUAAACGGCUAUAUAAAAAGCCCUACAGGCUCGGUAUAGCUGCACAGCUUGUGCUGGCCGCUGUAUCGCCUGCUAUAAGUGAGUAUGACAUUGCCAUUAAGCUCUUAUUGCUACAAGUCUGUUCACAUUUCUUUGAUCCAAAGAAGAAAUGGCAAGGUUAGACACUCAAACAAAAAAAAACACUGCAAGCAUAAGGAGUAGAGACACCACAGCUACAGUAAAAAAAUAGCACUUAAAUAGUAAAAGAAUUGGAUUUGGAAGCAGUGGAUGAGAUGACUCCAUUUAAAUGCUGGGGCUUUUCUCUAUCCCAUGUUUCAUCCUUUAUCAUUAAAGAACAUUAUGGUAAUGUGACAUUCAGAACCGAGCCAGGAUGACAAAAUGGAAAUGGGUGAGGAACAAAAAAUGCUGUAAGUUAUAAUUUGAUGCGCAUAACUGCAGCGUUAUGUCGGAUUGAAUCAGAUGAAAAUAUAUGACAUCUCCGGGAGAUGCCAGCGAACGGUUCUGAGUUUGUGGUAUGUGGGACAAAUGACAAUCCAAACAAGCAACUGUUGUAAAAAAGAAAGACAUAAAGGAGCUGCUCUGUUCACUGAUGAAAAGAUGAAAGACCAAGUUCUGUUAUACAUUUUUUCUUUUUCUAUUUUUUUUUUUCUUUUAUUUUAGUGUACCAGCAUGAUCGUGUUUACAUGCAUAAUAAUAAUGCUGAUAAUGCAAAUUCUCUAAAUGACUUGGACAGGCUAGUUUCCUUCUAAUUUUAUGUUCUAUGAAACCAGAUACUAUGGGAUGAAAUGCUGUACAGUGCAUUGACCUUUUUCCAUACUAUCAAAAAUCUUAUUUGAGGGAAAUUCCACUUUCUUUCCUGUCACGAACUGAAAUAGAGAAUGUACGGCCUGGUAGUGCCUUACUAAGGACUUUAAUUACUCUUAAUUCCUUUUUCUUAAUUUGUAAAUAUAAAUUGCAGCAAAUGGACAAUUUGCUGAUUGUUAAUGUGUAGUACUGUUUGCCACUGAUCUGUUUAUUCUCCCUUUUUAUUAUGACACUGUGGUGAUACAUUCAUGAUAAGUGUGGUAUCUGAUUUCCUUAUGAUGACAUUAGACGGUAAGCGUGAGGUCAUGAUGUGGCAGGAAACCAACACAGAAAAAGAAGUAAUGAAAAAAAAAAGGAUUGCAGUUUUUGAUCUCCUUCCUUGAAUUGAGUCAUGUUUUAUCCUGUUUAAAUGGCUUAAUGUUAAGCUUACUUCAUAUGAUGGAAAAAGAAAAUUUAAAAAAAUGUAUACAAUCUAAAAACACAUCACACAUUGGCAAGUUCUCAAAGUCUGAUUUGCCCAAUUGUUUUGUACUUUAUUUAAUAGUCUAUUUAUUUUAGUUUUAUUUAUUGUGUUCAAACAAUAUUGAGCUGGGAUAUAUUUGUAAUGAAAUAUUUUUCAUUCACAAUAAAAUCUUCGUAGUCUUA
Messenger RNA from Astyanax mexicanus (Mexican tetra), 5303 nucleotides. RefSeq names its product eph receptor A2 b (gene epha2b). The coding region runs from base 75 to 3026 and encodes 983 amino acids. Gene Ontology annotation, biological process: cell surface receptor protein tyrosine kinase signaling pathway; protein phosphorylation; axon guidance. Gene Ontology annotation, molecular function: ATP binding; protein binding; transmembrane-ephrin receptor activity. Lineage: Eukaryota; Metazoa; Chordata; Actinopteri; Characiformes; Acestrorhamphidae. The transcript has 17 exons. The record is from RefSeq and is a predicted model, not a curated record. Gene Ontology annotation, cellular component: neuron projection; plasma membrane.